Molecule: messenger RNA, 2722 nt
Organism: Paramecium primaurelia
Lineage: Eukaryota; Ciliophora; Oligohymenophorea; Peniculida; Parameciidae
Source: the annotation of a GenBank genome assembly
AUGAAACCUAGAAAUUACUCAUUCAAAUAAGAAACAACUCAAUCUGAGUUUGCUAAUCUUAUGACUAAAUAACAAAUUCAAAAUAGAUUUACACAAAUAUCAAAAUAACCAUUGACUAGAUCAACAUCAAGAACACAUUCUCUUUAUGUUAAAUAAACUUAAAUUCAAAAUAUGUGUACUAUAUUUGAAAAAUUAAUAAAUAAAUCAAAUUAAGGUAAACCUUUAAAAUAGAAGUAUCAGAAUAUUUGUUCAGAUUUUGGAAUUGAUUUUAAUAUUUUAUAAUAAUUUACAAAACUUGAAGAAAAACAAAAUUACAUCAUUAGAUGUACUGUUGAUGAAAUCUCAAACUAAUUUGAUAGUAUUUAAUUAAUUAAUUAGGAAUUAUCUAAAAAUAUGAUUCUACUAAAAGUAAUAUAUAAAAUAUUGAUGAUAAACUAGAUUUAUAUGGAUGGUUAAAGGUUAAAUCAUAAUAUAAAGCAAUUUUAAAAAGACUUAAAUUUGCCUUGGUAUAAAUGAUACAAAAUUCUCCUAGGGUUUUUUUUGAGAAAUAAUGUAAAAAUGAUAACUCAGAAUUAAAUAAUAUCAAUUAAUAAACUAAAUUUAAUCUUAAAAAUUUUGAUAUCUAAUAACCUGAUGUAUAUUUUGAGUGGAAUAAAGCAGUAGAAGCAUAAUUCAUAUCAAUGAAUAAAAAUUAUAUUUAAAAAGGAUAUGAAACGAUGAAAAAGUAAUUAGCAAAUGGAACACAAACCAGUAAAAGAGGAAUAAUACUUGAUAAAUGCGAGUAAACUGGAAAUUAUAUAACAAAAGAAGAAUUAUAAUACAUUGCAUCUACAAGUUUUUUAAUAAAUAAAAAUGUUGACAAAGAAUUUAUAUAAAGAGCAAUCAAUUCAUUAUAGAAUGAAGUAUAUUUAUAAAAAAAUAUUGAAUAGAUAAAAUAGUAAAUUGAGUUAAAUAUUUCAGAAUAGAUUUUAGAAGAUUAUUAUACUUUAAAAGAAAAUUAAAUGAAAAAAAGAUAACAAUAUUUUGAAGAGUAGAAUGUCAUUAAGAGAAAAUAAAUUGGUAAUUAAUUAUUUGAUACAUAGCUGAUAAGACCAUAAAUUAUAAAAAAAAAUAAUAUUUAUCCAAAGAUUCUCUUUAAAUGAAAGUUGUAAAAUCUAAAUUUGUAUAAUAUUUAAUAUAAGCAUAAAAAAAAAAAUUUAUAAAAGAAGCAAUAGAAAUCAAGAAAUAAUCAAUUUUAAGAAGAUUAUAAAAAUCAGGAAAUCCUUUAGCAAACAUUUAUGUUUAAAAGUUUAAAGAAAUAAUGUAAAAUGUUGUUAAAAGAUAUAGAUAAGUAAUUAUUAUAAUGAAAUAAGAAAAAAGGGAAUUAAAUAGUUUCAUAAUAAAAUUUCUUUGAAAGAAAUGCAUAAAAAUAAAUGAUUAAACCAUUAUUUAUAAAAGAUGGUGAAGAAAUGCCAUUAGAAUAAGUUAAACACAAAUUUCAUCCUCCAUCUAAAUUAUUGAUAUCAGCAUAAGAAGAUAAAUAAAAUCAAAUUUAGAAAGAGAAAUUAAUAAAGUAAAGUCAAAAUUUCAGAUUAGCUAUAAGAAAUUAUAAUAUAUAGAAAAGUGAAUUUCUAUAAUUUUAUAGUGGAGGACCAUAAUCUCGCAGAAGAUUUUAAAGCUAAUAAUUAAAAUUUAUGAAUUAAAUAGAAUCAAAAGAAUUACCUAUUUAAUAAGGUUGGGUAUCAGAAGAGAUAGAAAUACAAGCAGCUAAUAAAAUUAAAAUGGCAAUAAAAAGAUAUUUGUAUAAAAAGAAAGUAUCCAAUAUACUUGGAUAAAAAGCAGUAUUAAAAAAUAGAGAUAUUGAAAUUAAAAUAUAAAAAUGUUUGAAAGCUAAAAGAUUUUUUGAAGAGUUAUCUCAUGAAUUAAGUAAAAGAUAGACUGAAAAAUUAAAAGAUCUUUCAGUAUUUUCUCCUCCUAAAUUACCUCUAGAUUAAAUUCAAAAGUCCAUAUUUAUUCCAUAUUCUACACCAUCUUCUCCAUAAACUCAAAGAUUAAGUUAAUAAAAAACUUUAGAUAUAUCUUUAGCAAGUAGUAGAAUUGUUAAAUAAGUAAAUGAAUUGUAAUUUAUAGAGCUUACAUUAAAAAUAAGAACUUAAGAAUGAAAGUUUAAAAUAAUCUUUAAUUAAUAAAGUUACUAAAAUUAGAAUUAGUGGAGAAACAAAAAUAAAAAGUAGAAAGUUGAUAUAAGCAGCAAAAAUGAAAAGUGUUACAAUUGCUGAAUCAGCAGGAUUUAUAUAUGUUAAGGCUGAUACACAAUAAUAUGACUAAUAUGGAAAUACUCCUUUAUAUUAUAGUGCUAAAUUUGGUGAUAUUCAUAUGACUAAGCUAUUAUUAAAAGCAGGAGCAGAUGUUAAUUAAAAAUGUUCAAAUGAUAAUACUCCACUUCAUAUGGCAUUCUAAUCAGGUAAUAAAUAAAUAAUAAUUGAUUUUCUAAAUAAAGGGGGUGAUUUAAAUUUAAUAAAUAAAGACAAUUGCACUCCUCUGGCAUUUGGAAGUUUAGAUUUACUUAAGUAAUUAAAUCUAUAGGAUUAUAUAGCAACUGUAUAAUUUAAAUAUUAAUAUAUAGAUAAAUCCUAAUCUUUAGAGAAGAACAGACAAUUAAUAAUUGCUUCAUUAAAAGAUCAUUUCUUAAAAUUAUUAGAUUGAUGAUGAACUACUACUUGAAUUAAAAAUGAGAAUUUGA